UGGACCCACUCUCCCUACCCCCAUGGCUUCAUCAGUUGACCCAUCACAGUCUUCUAACGGAGAGCCUGGGUCCAAUCUGCUUACUCCUGAGCAGCUUGUCAAGCUGGUCAGUGGUGUUCUAAGUGAGAAACUUGUACAGGAAAUUGGUGGCAUGUUUCAAUUCAACAUUGUUGGUGAAAAUGGAGGAACAUGGUAUUUAGAUCUGAAGAGUGGACAUGGAAAAAUAUAUACCGAGAAUCCGGGCGAUAACCCCAAUGUGGUGCUCACCAUGGGGGUGCAGGAUAUGCAGCAGAUAUUUUAUGGACAGACAACAGCUUUUGAUGCUUACAUGCAAGGCUCUUUGAAAGUUGAUGGUGAUUUAAGGAUGGCCAUGAGUUUGGAGGCUAUUGUUAAAAUGCUCAAGGAAAAACCAGUUGUUCCUGAAAAACCAGUUUUGCAAGGAAAUGGAGUAUAUGUGGUUUAAACGCUUAACUUUUUUUAUUUACUGAAAGUUCCCCUGUUCGUUUUAAAGCCUUCCAUUCAUUUUUUUUUCAUUGCUUGGGAAGAGUUCAUGUUGCCUGACUUUGACUUGUGUAUUGACUUGUAUAUUUAACUUUUCUCAAUAGUUGCUAUUGGAAACCACUGACCAAUCAUAAUUGAUCUAAUAGCUCUUUUCCAGUCCCUCUGAACUUUGAGGAUAGGCAAACUCA
Pocillopora verrucosa is the source of this 689-nucleotide messenger RNA. RefSeq names its product hydroxysteroid dehydrogenase-like protein 2. Lineage: Eukaryota; Metazoa; Cnidaria; Anthozoa; Scleractinia; Pocilloporidae. The record is from RefSeq and is a predicted model, not a curated record.